Molecule: messenger RNA, 570 nt
Organism: Penicillium paradoxum
Lineage: Eukaryota; Fungi; Ascomycota; Eurotiomycetes; Eurotiales; Aspergillaceae
Exons: 1
Coding region: 1-570 (189 amino acids)
Molecular function (GO): protein binding
Source: RefSeq, a predicted model, not a curated record
AUGACCAGCUACGUUUUCUUCCUACCAGAACUGGUGGAACGUAUCCUUAUAAAUCUUGACAUGCGGGAACUCCUCCUGGCCCAAAGAGUCAGUCGCCGAUGGAACGACAUCAUUCUCAGCUCCCCGACUUUACAGAACAAGCUCUUCUUCACACCAGCUCGCAUCUGUCCGCAGUCACAGGAGAACCUAGCGGUAGAGAUCAACCCGCUUCUGCUGGAGAUAUUCCCACCGUUCAUGGGAAACCUCAUAACUCUCGACUACGGCAAGGUUGAUGACAAUGAACACGGCACACGUUUAGUACAGCGCCUUCCACAUUCCGCCAACGGCAUCGAAAACUUGCUCCAGCAGGACUGGUACUGGCUUGAGGACAGAAGAGAGGCAAUUUUGCGCCCAGAUGCAUCCUGGCGCCGCAUGUUUCCUUCACACCCGCCGCCGCGGCUUGGGGAACUUGACAUUCAAUUACCUGGGUGCUCGUGUGGUAGUGAGGAAUUGGAUGGUAGAAUUAGUGAAAAACACCAAUCUUUUCACCAGGACACGGGGCCACGCAUGGAUCAUGUUUAUCAUCGCUAG